Molecule: messenger RNA, 2541 nt
Organism: Pelmatolapia mariae (spotted tilapia)
Lineage: Eukaryota; Metazoa; Chordata; Actinopteri; Cichliformes; Cichlidae
Product: tubulin beta chain-like
Exons: 5
Coding region: 70-1404 (444 amino acids)
Biological process (GO): microtubule cytoskeleton organization; mitotic cell cycle
Cellular component (GO): cytoplasm; microtubule
Molecular function (GO): structural constituent of cytoskeleton; GTP binding; GTPase activity
Source: RefSeq, a predicted model, not a curated record
CAGUCAGUAGGUCAGCAGCCUUCACUUAUUUCCACCGCUCUCUGCUCCAUCACCAACUGUCCAUCCAUCAUGAGGGAAAUCGUGCACAUCCAGGCCGGCCAGUGCGGGAACCAGAUUGGUGCUAAGUUCUGGGAGGUGAUCAGCGACGAGCACGGCAUCGACCCGACAGGGACCUACCACGGAGACAGCGACCUGCAGCUGGACAGGAUCAGCGUGUACUACAAUGAAGCCACAGGUGGGAAGUACGUGCCCAGGGCCAUCCUAGUUGACCUGGAGCCAGGAACCAUGGACUCAGUCCGUUCUGGACCCUUUGGGCAAAUCUUCAGACCCGACAACUUUGUCUUUGGUCAAAGUGGGGCAGGAAACAACUGGGCUAAAGGUCACUACACGGAGGGGGCCGAGCUGGUGGAUUCAGUCCUGGACGUGGUGAGGAAAGAGGCUGAGAGCUGCGAGUGCCUGCAGGGUUUCCAGCUCACGCACUCUCUGGGAGGAGGCACCGGCUCCGGCAUGGGAACACUGCUCAUCAGCAAGAUCAGAGAGGAGUACCCCGACCGUAUCAUGAACACCUUCAGUGUGGUGCCCUCCCCUAAGGUAUCAGACACCGUGGUGGAGCCCUACAACGCCACGCUGUCCGUUCACCAGCUGGUAGAAAACACAGAUGAGACCUACUGCAUUGACAACGAAGCUCUUUAUGACAUUUGCUUCCGCACCCUCAAACUCACUACACCCACCUACGGCGACCUGAACCACCUGGUUUCGGCCACCAUGAGUGGCGUGACCACCUGCCUGCGUUUCCCCGGGCAGCUGAACGCCGAUCUGAGGAAGCUGGCCGUCAACAUGGUGCCCUUCCCUCGUCUCCACUUCUUCAUGCCCGGCUUCGCCCCUCUCACCAGCCGGGGGAGCCAGCAGUACCGCGCCCUCACCGUGCCGGAGCUCACCCAGCAGGUGUUCGACGCCAAAAACAUGAUGGCGGCUUGCGACCCUCGCCACGGACGCUACCUGACGGUGGCCGCCGUGUUCCGUGGGCGCAUGUCCAUGAAGGAGGUGGAUGAGCAGAUGCUGAACGUCCAAAACAAGAACAGCAGCUACUUCGUGGAGUGGAUCCCCAACAACGUCAAGACGGCCGUCUGCGACAUCCCGCCGCGAGGCCUCAAGAUGGCCGUCACCUUCAUCGGCAACAGCACGGCCAUUCAGGAGCUGUUCAAGCGCAUCUCCGAGCAGUUCACGGCCAUGUUCCGCCGCAAGGCCUUCCUCCACUGGUACACCGGCGAGGGCAUGGAUGAGAUGGAGUUCACUGAGGCAGAGAGCAACAUGAACGACCUGGUGUCAGAGUACCAGCAGUACCAGGACGCCACCGCCGAGGAGGAGGGGGAGUUUGAGGAGGAGGUGGAGGAAGAUGCCUAAGUGAAAGCAAGAAAAAAGGAUAAAGGAGGGGGAAAAGUUAAUAACCAAAAAAAAAACAAAAAAAUAGAAAAAAAUAAAAAAAUAAUGUGAAAUGAAGGAAUGUAGGAGAGGAGAUGAGGAAGGUCAGAGGAGGGUGGAGGUCUGAAUCAGUUAAUAGGACAGAAGAAGAGCAGAGAAUGUAGAAGGAAGGAAAGAUGAUGUCAUGACCAAAUUAAUGUGCCAUGGUUUACUGUUUCGUGUGAUUCCACGUAAGCCGGUUUGAUCAAAACUAGUCUCCCAAAAUCUUUUUUUUUAACUUCAAGUGAAACAGACGCACUUCUAACACUUUUUAUUUCAUUACAUACAAGUAUUUUCUUUACUGUGAAGGAUUCAGCUCAGUGCUGUUACACUGAGGUUAAACCAAACCCUGCUCCUACAUUUAUUCAAACAAGCGUAGUUUUUGCCAAAAUUACCUCUGAUCAAAAACACACUUUCAGCCUCAGUGGAAAAAUCAUCUUUGGACUUCUUUGCUGAUUUUGUGCAGAAGAGGUGGAAAGUGUUUGUAUCUGUGACGCCUGAUUCAAAACAAAUAACUGCGCUGUACAGUCGCACUGGGUUGCCUCUUUGUGUUUUGCAUCAGCUGAUUGUUGGUUUUGGUCUUUUCAUUGGGUUUGUUGAACAAAAGGACAAAAUUAGAAAAUCAUGUCGGCGUAAUCGAGGUUAUCACAUUGAGUGCUGAGAUAGUUUCAGGUGUGUAACCUCGUACUAAGUUUAAGUAAUAAUAAAUCAUUCUGUUAUCAGUGUUAAUGACUUUUAUCAGUGUUAUUUACUGUUUUGUAUCAGCUUUCAAGAUCGACUCCCGGUGAUAAAUGUGAUUUUGGGCAGCAGGUGAGAAAACGUUAUCAGUAUUUCUUCUUCUGAGGCAGAUAUGCUUAAUUAGCUGGAUAAUCUCUCAUUUUUGACGCUUUUGUUGCAACCUUUUUAAGACUGCAUGAGAUAAAGAAUCCUGUGUGAGUCAGUCUUACGCUUGCAGAAUAUAUUUUUUCUUUUCCGGACAUCAGGGUUUGCACCUUUCUGUAAACAUCUCUCCAGCCUCUGUGAACUCAGAGAGUGGUUUUUCUACAGCGUCGUGCUGUCAUUAGCUUUUGUGGGGAAGAG